AGAGGGGGCGGCUUCCGGCUCUAAGAUGAAAGAUGAGAGACACUACUUACUAGUAGCGAGUGAGAGUGAGUUGCAAAGAAGUAAAAAUGGCUGCUGCCCUGAUUUCUCAGAGUCUAAUAAAAUAUACUACUAAUAACAAUGAUAAUAACCGAUUUGGGUCAUCGUUCUCUAGUAUUUGGAACCAAUCGUCGUUGUUUAAUCGUCUGCCCCCGUCAACUAGUUUGACAUUUUGUUCGAAAACAAGAUACAGGCCACGACAAUCCGGUUCACUUGCUGUUGUUUCGGCUUUCAACUCGUACGACGUGGUAAUAGUUGGUGCUGGAAUCAUCGGAUUGACUAUAGCUCACCAGCUCCUGCUUCACUCCGAUCUGUCCGUUGCUGUGGUAGACGCCGCUGUCCCUUGCGCCGGCGCCACCGGUGCAGGACAGGGUUACAUAUGGAUGGUACACAAGACACCUGGUACUCAAAAGUGGGAGCUAGCAAGUCGAAGCCGUCUUCUCUGGGAGGAGUUUGCACAAACUAUGACACACCAAGGCCUUGAUCCUCUGCACUUACUUGGCUGGAACAAGACUGGGAGCUUGUUAGUUGGUAAAACUGCUCAAGAAUCAGUCAUCUUAAAACAGAGGGUGGAUGAGCUGUCCAAGGCUGGGUUGAAGGCGCAGUUCUUGUCAGCCACUGAGCUGCUAGUACAAGAACCUGCGCUUGCGCUUGAAAAAGAAGGUGGGGCGGCCUUUCUACCAGAUGAUUACCAAUUGGAUGCUCGACAAACAGUUGCUUAUAUUGAGAAGAUUAACAGACAGUACACAACUGCAGGAAGAUACAGAGAGUAUUAUCAUGAGCCUGUGAAGUGUUUGCUAAGAUCCGGUAGCAGAGGAGAGAUUACAGCUGUGCAGACUUCUAAGAAUACUUUGUUUAGUAAGAAGGCUGUGGUGAUUGCAACUGGUUGCUGGACAGGGUCAUUGAUGCCUAAUUUGAUUCGUGACUUGGGAGUGGAAUUGUCAUUUCCUGUAAAACCACGAAAGGGGCACUUGCUUGUGAUAAAAAACUUCGAUUUUUUCAAGCUGAACCAUGGUCUUAUGGAGGCCGGUUAUGUCGGUCACCAAAAUGCAACCUUAGAAUCCGCUGUUUCUGGUCCAUUAUCUGUGAACCAUGCAGAAUUCACGUCUAUUUCGAUGACAGCCACAAUGGAUACAAUGGGAAAUCUUAUACUUGGAAGUAGCAGGCAAAUACUUGGGUUCAACACAGAUGUGGACGAGUCCAUCAUCAAUUGCAUAUGGGAGCGAGCAGGGGUGUUUUUUCCUUGUUUACAAGAACUUUCUCUUAAAAGUCUUAGUGAAAGGCGGAACGUACGAGUAGGAUUAAGACCUUACAUGCCCGAUGGGAAGCCAGUAAUAGGCCCAGUUCCUGGUUUGUCGAAUGUAUUUGUUGCGGCUGGACAUGAAGGAGAGGGGCUCACUUUGGCGAUGGGAACUGCUGAAAUGAUAACUGAUAUGGUGCUAGGAAAUCAUCUGAAAGUUGAUCAUAAACCAUAUGUAGUGCAAAGUUGAAGUUGUUAAUUUGGGUUAUGCAGAAAACCCAAAUUAACAUGGUUUGGACGGCCUAGUGAUAGUAAUGCGUAGCUUUUUGGAAUAAUUGUUUGAGUACGGGGUUGAACUCCAUGUAACAAUAAAAUUUAAUUGAAUUUUAAUAUUUAUUAUAAAAUAAUUACAUUUUUGUUA
Molecule: messenger RNA, 1718 nt
Organism: Daucus carota subsp. sativus
Lineage: Eukaryota; Viridiplantae; Streptophyta; Magnoliopsida; Apiales; Apiaceae
Exons: 8
Coding region: 87-1547 (486 amino acids)
Cellular component (GO): cytoplasm
Molecular function (GO): oxidoreductase activity
Source: RefSeq, a predicted model, not a curated record